Messenger RNA from Aedes aegypti (yellow fever mosquito), 4992 nucleotides. Its product is annotated as protein groucho. Gene Ontology annotation, molecular function: protein binding; transcription corepressor activity. The transcript is spliced from 17 exons. The record is from RefSeq and is a predicted model, not a curated record. Gene Ontology annotation, cellular component: transcription regulator complex; nucleus. Gene Ontology annotation, biological process: regulation of DNA-templated transcription; negative regulation of canonical Wnt signaling pathway. The coding region runs from base 1767 to 4025 and encodes 752 amino acids. Lineage: Eukaryota; Metazoa; Arthropoda; Insecta; Diptera; Culicidae.
AGUCAGUAGUAGUGCAGCGUUGGUCCCGGUCAGAUCGUUCCGCGUGUUUCUCGUUUUCCGCAGCCGUUUUGUACCGAGAGAAGAGCAGCGUUUUGUGUGGUGAGCAGAGGCCCCCCAUUGGAUUUGGUACACACAGAGAACCACCGCGAGCCGCGUUGAAUAACCGCGCGCGUCGUGUCAGAGGGAGAGAGAGAGUGAGAAGGGGAGAAAGUGAAACCGCGUUGUUCCGCCGCCGCCGCCACGGGUCGCGUAUUCUGGUCUAGCGGGACGCGCCUCGUCGCAACCUUCCCCCGACCCUGUCGACGGGUAUCGUGAGUGUGUGCCGCUUGGGAAGAAGCGCAGCAAAAGGUGAAGAAGAAGAAGACGUGUGUCAGUGCAGUCAGUGUAGGGUGUUGCGGGGUAUUCUGCGGUGUGUAACCACAUUGCCGCCCACCCCUUUACCACGUUGCGUCCCUCUGCUUCCCCCUCGUGUUCGGAGUGUAGUGGAGCAGUGCAGACCUUCCGUUUCGCCACAGCUUUUAAUUCAUUCAAACCGGCGAACCGCUCGUCGUAACCGCCAUCGCCUUCGCCCCCGGUACCCCUCUAACAGUUUGAGGUUGUCAUUCGUUUGAGCCGCCGAAAGUCGCACAUGGUGCUCGGUGCUCUCUAUUGGUGACGAGUGGGAUUAUAAAUAGUUUGACUAAUCAAGUUGUAGUAGUUGGCGCAAUAUAUUGGAUAGGAGCGAGAGGAAGAACACGAAGCAAAAGAAGACCAUAACGACGUCGAACAGCGAAAGCGAACACCAACGCUUUUCCUAAACGAUUCGACGCGUGUUUGACAUUUUGGGUCAGCGUCGUCGUCGCCGUCUCAGAAGAAGAAGAAGUUGUUGUUGGCGUCGUGAUGGCCGCCGCGGCUCAGUGAUUACGUGCGAGAUAGAGAGCAAUACUCCCGGGGAAUUAAAACGUUGAUUAAUGCGUUCAAAGUUAAGUGAACCGUUUCGGGCAAGUCAGUGAUAUACUUAUGGAUGGAAGAUAGAAACGGCACCGGGGCUUGGAAGUGUCGUUUUCGUGAAUUAAUAGUGACGAGUUGAGAGAAGAACCCGAACCGGCAUUGGAUUACCCCGGCGACAGUUCGAACAGUGACAAGAUUCUCGCGGAAGAUAACAAAUCUCCUUUCUCAUCAUUGAAUAAUUUUGAACGCGCAACAAACGGAGGAGAACCGUCAGAGGAUAAUAAACCUAGCGGAAGUGUUUUAACGAGAGAAGUUGCCCCUUUUCCUGGUCCAGUGUAAUAAGUUUCUGAGUCAGUAAGGAGAUCAAAAAGAAAAAAAAAAGUUGAAAUAAUUUGUGGCUCUCAGUUCGGAGCGAAGAUACAAGCAAAAAUCGUAAGCGUAAAAUAUAAGAGUGGAAUGAAAGUGUGUAGCUAAUUUAACACGUUGAGAUCUUCCAGAGAAAUUGCAGAAAUCGGUGCAAAUCAGCCGGCAGCGGAAAGCCGCCCCCAAAUCGAAUCGUAAUUCGAUUAAAUAUGCCGUUCUCGGCGCUGGCAGCUGUCUACCAGAGAUCAAGCCGAAAUCUUUCCCUAGCCGGAAGCAGCCGCCGUCGCUAUCAGCGUUAGCUGUCUGCUCUCUGAAAGUGGAUUACCAGUGCUAAGCAAAACCCGCUUUACUAGAUUGUUCGGUCUCAGUGCGCGAGUGUCGUCUGAGUGUGAUACGAAGUCUUCAAGUGAAAACUAUAGCAACGACUAAUUUCCAAGUGAACAGAAUCCCUCCAUCCAAUUCAACCAGACGCGAUGUAUCCCAAUUCAGGAAUCAACGCGGCAGCCGUCGCAGCCCGACAUCCGGGCCCACCGCAGUCGGCGCAACCGUUCAAAUUAACCGUAACCGAAAGCUGUGAUAGGAUAAAGGAGGAGUUCAACUUUCUACAGGCACAAUAUCACAACUUAAAAAUGGAAUGUGAAAAAUUAGCUCAGGAAAAAACGGAAAUGCAGCGGCACUAUGUGAUGUACUACGAGAUGUCAUACGGUCUAAAUGUCGAAAUGCACAAACAGACGGAGAUCUCGAAAAGGUUAAAUGCAAUAAUCACCCAGAUUGUACCGUUCCUGUCGCAGGAGCACCAGCAGCAGGUCCUGACCGCAGUCGAGCGGGCGAAACAAAUCACCAUGUCCGAGCUGAACGCUGUGAUAGGGCAACAGCGACCGGAUCUGCCUCGGCUACUCCAGCAGAUGCACGCCCAGCAGAUCCCCGGAGCCCACGGAGCGCCUCCAAUGCCUGUCGGUAUGCCUCACCCUAGUCUUGGCCCUGGUGCCCUCGGGGGACCCCUGGGAGCCCUUGGAAGCACACCACCCCAGCACCCUUUAGCCAUCCUCAACAAACAGGAACUGCACCGACCGGAGGAGUCCAAGAGCAGCAAUAGCAACAUCAUGCCCCUGGACGACCGACAUCGAAGUUCCAUUUCACCCACCGACCGAGACAAGUACCGACCGCGGACGCCCGAGUCUUCCCACGAGCUGAAGAAGGUCAAGAAGGAGGAGAAGGACAUGGGUCAUUCCGAUGGGGAAAAGUCAGACCAGGAUCUCGUAGUUGAUGACGCUUCGGAGAUUAACCCGAUGAGCCCGAUGCCCAACCAGCACCAUAAUGGAACUGCUUCCCCUCGCGAGAAUGGCAUGAUGCCAAAAAAGCUAGACGUUCAGGACCGUGAACGCAUCGGAACCCACUCACCUCGAUCAGGAACUUCCUCCAAUGCUUCCACCCCGUCCAACAAGAAAAUGGACGAUAAACCAACGACACCGAUCGCCAAACCUGCCACGCCGACCAACUCCCAGGCCGCCAGCAAUGGGGUGCCGAAGGUCGUCAACAAGCCACCAGUAUUGAACCCGGGCUAUCCGCCGUACCUGGGUGGGCCUUUGAAUGGAGCACCACACGAACUGCAAGCCGCCUACGGAGGACCCGGAGUGCACAACAAUCUGCCCCACUCGUUGAACAACUAUGCGCGGGCGCCGCUGGCUUUCGAUCCGCACCCGCAGAUGCGGGCCCCACUGGGGCCGAUUGCGAUUCCCGGAGGAAAACCUGCCUAUUCCUUUCACGUGAACGCCGAGGGCCAAAUGCAACCGGUGCCCUUUCCGCAGGACGCCCUGGUAGGACCGGGGAUUCCGCGGCACGCCCGCCAAAUUAGCUCCCUCAACCACGGCGAAGUGGUGUGCGCCGUAACGAUCUCGAACCCCACCAAGUACGUCUACACCGGCGGCAAGGGCUGCGUCAAGGCGUGGGACAUCUCCCAGCCCGGCAACAAGAAUCCCGUCUCGCAGCUGGAUUGCCUGCAACGAGACAACUACAUCCGCUCGGUGAAGCUUCUGCCCGAUGGUCGGACGCUGAUCGUCGGCGGUGAGGCGUCCAAUCUUUCAAUUUGGGAUCUCGCUAGUCCAACCCCGCGCAUCAAGGCCGAACUGACCUCGAAUGCACCGGCCUGCUAUGCGUUGGCCAUCUCACCCGACUCGAAAGUGUGCUUCUCGUGCUGCUCCGACGGUAACAUUGCCGUGUGGGAUCUGCAGAACCAGACACUGCUGCGACAGUUCCAAGGUCACACCGAUGGAGCUUCCUGUAUUGAUAUUAGCGCUGAUGGUACAAAACUGUGGACCGGUGGUUUGGACAACACCGUACGAUCCUGGGAUCUGCGAGAAGGCCGACAACUACAACAGCACGAUUUCACCUCCCAGAUCUUCUCGUUGGGUUACUGUCCCACUGGAGAAUGGCUCGCCGUCGGUAUGGAGAACUCCAACGUCGAAGUGCUGCACGCCACCAAACCCGACAAAUAUCAGCUCCAUCUGCAUGAGAGUUGUGUGCUGAGCUUGAAGUUUGCCGCCUGCGGCAAGUGGUUCGUGUCCACCGGCAAGGACAACCUGCUGAACGCGUGGAGGACGCCCUACGGUGCCUCGAUCUUCCAGUCAAAGGAAUCAUCCUCCGUAUUAAGCUGUGAUAUCUCGGCCGACGAUAAAUACAUCGUGACCGGGUCGGGCGACAAAAAGGCUACCGUCUACGAGGUCAUCUACUAGUGGUACUAGACUGGAUCGCCAAGAGAACCCCACCACCCCGCAAAUCCUCCUCCUUUUGGCUAAAAGGGGAACCAACACUAAGCAAACAACACUGAAACAAAUCUUAACACCACUUGCGUUGACCGGACGCGUCGAAAGCUGGUGCACCAAAAGUGUCAUAUAUUGGAUUGUUUGGCUGGAAUGCAAGCGAAACAAACGAAGUUACAAAAACGUAAAACAGUAAUAACAAAGAGAUGGAAAUUAACCUGUAAAGCCUGAUUACACUCAUUAAGCUACACUUUAAGCUAUAAAACGCAAAACCCAUUUAACUGUGUAUCAUAGUAACGUCUUGUGUCUCCGCAAGCUCACAGAGAAGAAACUCCUAUAGUUUUCUGCAGCAAGAAUGUCUCAAAUGUAAAAAUGCCUAACCUUCCCCCCCUAGUUUUGAGCGUAAGGACUAUACAACUUAUUCAUUAGUAGAAAAUCAGGAAAAAGUGCUCUCAAAGAAAGAUGAACUUCUCAAUCUCCGACGGCAGUGUCCCAUCCCAUUGUAUUAUAGAUAUCGUUAAUGCAAAAGUGCUCUGGAUCUUUUGUUCUAGUUUGAUUUCUGAGACCUGUUCGAGGACAACAGCUUAAAUCCGUUGUAGUGGAUCGACGAUUCCCGUUCCCGUUGUUGGGGGACGCAGUAGGACUUUGUUUCUUAGUUCAUAAUGUAUAGUAAGUAGAUUUGUUUAUUUGUCCCACACAAAGUAGUAAUAAUGGGAAAGCUUUACUUUCUGUUGAAUUCAUUGUCGCGAAACACACACUAUUUCUAGGAAAAAAAGAGCGAAAUUAGCGAUUCAGUAGAAUGCUUGUGUUAAUACUAGUUUGUAGGUGUUCUCCUCGUGGGUGAACGCAAAAUUGAAUCAUUUAUUUGUGGCAAAGAGAAAAUUUAAUGAAGAAGCAUUAGCAAAUAUUCGUAACGACAUCAGCAGAACAGCAGACUCGG